Messenger RNA from Medioppia subpectinata, 321 nucleotides. The record is from the annotation of a GenBank genome assembly. NCBI's taxonomy places the organism in Eukaryota, Metazoa, Arthropoda, Arachnida, Sarcoptiformes, Oppiidae.
AUGUAUGGUGAAGUUGGAAAACUAUUGUGUGAUGCUGAAAAAGUAGACACCGAUAAAGUGACUAAAGUUGUUGAAUGUCUUAACAAUUUCAAAAAUAAACGGUCGGCUGAUAUGAAAGCUCUCGAGGAAAAGGUGGAGAAGUCCUUUCAUAAAGAGUGUACCGGAAAGGCGGGCGAUAUGAGUCAGUUUAAAAAAGUUGAUCUGACCAAGCACGAUUUAAAACAAAUGUUGAUUAAAAUUUGCGACGAGGUUGAAAAGGCCACAAGCCACAGCGAGUGGGAGAAAUUAAACAAAUGCGCCUUGGACGUACUCAAGAAAUAA